AUGCUCUCGCUAUCAGGCGAACGCGAGCAUAGGCAGAGGCACGACCCACCGUCACCUGCUUUCCCAUCGGCCGAUCCAUGUCACGACGAGCUCGAGCUCCCUACGUAUGCCACGUUCUUCAUGUCCGACACACUUGGGGGUCUAGAUAUGUGUCUUCCACGUAUGCCCUCGUCAAUACCAGCUACAGGUGCAGGUACCGGAGAACAGACAAUUACCAUGGCGACGGCGUUCGAGUCGCUCCCUUACACCUUCACCUCGGACCCGCCAAACGAGAACGGAUUCGAAGCGGGCGAAGAAUACCAAGAUUGGUUACAGGCAAUAUGCGACAGUGGGCAUGAGAGUGAGGAUAGGUGCGGGUAUACUGACAAGCAGCCCGGCAAUCACACCGUCGAGCACGCCAGCCAGUCAUACAGCGGGCGUUGCGGCAAGCACACUGGCGAGCACAUUAUUAGUCCACCUGCCCGCAUUGUCGAAUGCGGUAGCCAAAGUCCGCUACCAGAAUUGGCCGACGACGAGAGUGAUGUCGGGUUCCAGCCAGCGUCUCCCAAUGGGGAAGAGAAGUCUAUCCAGGGGGAUGCCGGGACUCAAGAAGUCAUCGACCUUACAGGUGCUUUGACAGAGGCGGAGACCAAAGAGCUCGCGAAUACUCGGGCCGAAAACAUGAAGGUAUGCAUCAACGAUAUAAGGUAUUACGCAGCGCACCAGUCCGCCACCGACCCAACCAACACAUACUUAAGCAGUGUAUUGAGCGUUGUUUUUACACAGUACGCCGCGUCCAACGCCAGGUUCCCCUUGCCUCUAAUGCCACUUCCCCAUCUACAAGUCCCCCUUUAUUGGGUAAGCAUACAAGAGUUGAGCACCACCGGCGAGUGGGUGGAUGGUAACAUCAUCGACUGGAUUGUUACCAGCUUCCCUCACAACGAUCAGACAUCGUCGAGCACAGCCUUCAUCCCGACGCACAAUCCAAUCUACGCCGCCAUGCUUGCUGGGCGGCGCGACGCGUCGGACGAAGCACUAUCCGCUAUAGCACGAGGGUACCGGAUUCCUGGCACAACCGAAUCGACCAAUCGCAUCAUAUGGGCCUGGAAUCCAAGUGGAUCACACUGGGUACUAGUGGACGCGAAAGUGGUAGAUGGUCAGGGCCGAGUGUGCAUAUACGACACUGCCGACAUGGUCAAAUGCAACAGUCCACAAUUUCGAGACGAAAUCCAACGGUUUCUUGGAGCCGUCGGCACUGCCAGUCCUGAUGGGUCACCGCUAUGUACUGUCGACUGGGCACUCGUUGAUGUGCAUAAAGUGCCGACCAUGAGGCAGGUCAACGCCGAUUGCGGCGUUUUUACUGCCUGGUUCGCACGACUGAUACUCCGUGGUAUCUCACCGCCAGCCACUAUGACACGUAGCAAAGCGACGGCACUCGGAAGAUCGUUGCGCACUGCAUUCGUAGAAGAGAUCCAUGUGGCGUUGACAAACGGACAAGGGGACAAUCCCAUAAAUCACCAUAUUACGACAAGAUACUCCGCAAUCUGGAAUGGCGAGGAUGUCGAGGACGAGGAGGAUGUCGAGGACGAGGAGGAGGGCGAGAACGAGGAGGAGGGCGAAGACGACGAUCAAAACAUCCUGAUCAGGUCCAAAGCAAGCGCAGUACCGAACACCAGAUUGGUGCAAGCGAUCCUCGAAAGCGAGCCGAAUGGCUUACAUAUGGAGGUAUUGAAGCACAGGAUAAGAAGACGCGGCAAAGCUGUCUACGACCCAAGUUGGCGGACCAUGCGAAGUCCCGCGUACAACAAGUGUUUCCAGAUUGUAGAUGGCGUUCCGACUCUACCAAACCGCGCCGAGUACCCUGACCUGCCUGUAUUCAACAACACCGCUCUCCAUUUGCCGAGCACACCCAAGGAAUUAGCUCUCUUCGGCUACGGUUCUCCAUGA
This is a messenger RNA of Alternaria hordeiaustralica, 1926 nucleotides long. RefSeq lists its product as uncharacterized. The record is from RefSeq and is a predicted model, not a curated record. The transcript has a single exon. Lineage: Eukaryota; Fungi; Ascomycota; Dothideomycetes; Pleosporales; Pleosporaceae. The coding region runs from base 1 to 1926 and encodes 641 amino acids.